Malassezia sympodialis ATCC 42132 is the source of this 3747-nucleotide messenger RNA. RefSeq lists its product as uncharacterized. Gene Ontology annotation, cellular component: cytosol. NCBI's taxonomy places the organism in Eukaryota, Fungi, Basidiomycota, Malasseziomycetes, Malasseziales, Malasseziaceae. Gene Ontology annotation, molecular function: serine-type endopeptidase activity; tripeptidyl-peptidase activity. The record is from RefSeq and is a predicted model, not a curated record. Gene Ontology annotation, biological process: proteolysis.
AUGAGUACGGGGGCAGAGAAGCCCAAGUUUCCGAUCGCAGGACUGCUGCCGAAGCAGGCGACCAAGGCAGACACGUUCCUGGCCAAGUACCCGCAGUACGAUGGGCGUGGCGUGCGAGUGGCGGUGCUUGACACGGGCGUCGACCCUGCGGCGCUCGGCCUCGACGGCCCGAACAAGCUUGUGGAUAUCAUUGACUGCACGGGCGCCGGCGAUGUGCCGCUGACCACCGUCGCGGCGGGGGACGUGGCCGAGGCGGAGGGCGGCGCGGCGCUCGCCCUCACGUCGCCCCACACGGGGCGCCGGCUGCUGCUCUCGCCGUCAUGGCCGAACCCGACCGGCGCGUGGAAGGUCGGCACAAAGCGCGCGUACGACUUGUGGCCCAAGGAACUGGUCGAGCGCCGCACGAAGGAGCGCCGCCGCGCCUUUGACGUGAGCCACUCGCAGGUGCUGCAGCAGGCGCUGCAGGCGCUCGCGGCCGAGGAGCAGGCGCCCUCGGACAGCGCGGCGCCGGAGGCGCGCGCACAGCGCCGCGAGGAGCUCGAGGCGCGUGUGGCCGUCUUGAAAGACAUGCACAAGGCAUGGAGCGACCCCGGCCCCGUACUCGAGGCGGUCGUGUUCCAUGACGGCACGCACUGGCGUGCGGUCGUCGGCGGCGCGGAGGGAGACGUCGCGGAGGCCGCGCAAGGCGAGCCGGCGGCGGUGCGCGCCACGACGCUCGACCUGCGUGCGCAGCCCACGCUCACCGACUUCCGCACCGAGCGCCAGUGGGCGCGCUUUGGCGAGCGUGAUCUGCUGAGCUACACGGUCAACAUUCUGAACGACGGCGCGCUUCUCUCGCUCGUUACCGUGUCGGGCACGCACGGCACGCACGUCGCAGGCAUUAUUGGCGCACGCACCGACGAGGCCGCCACGAACGGCGUCGCGCCCGGCGCCGAGAUCGUGAGUCUGCGCAUCGGUGAUGCGCGGCUCGGCAGCAUGGAGCAGGGACAGGCGCUCCUGCGUGCGGCGCAGGCCCUGAUCGAUACGCGCUGCGACGUGGCCAACAUGUCGUAUGGCGAGGACGGUGCGUUCCUGUGUGAAGACAAGGGCGCCUUCGCACAGGCCCUGCAGUGCGUCAUCCGCGAGCACGGCGUGUGCUUCGUGAGCUCGGCCGGCAACAAUGGCCCGGCGCUAACGACCGUCGGGCAGCCGGGCGGCACAACGUCGGGCGUGCUGAGCGUCGGCGCCUACGUAAACGAGGGCGCCAUGCAGCAGGCCGAGUACGCGCUCGUCGAGUCGGACGUGUCGUCGAGCGUGACGACGUGGUGCAGCCGCGGCCCCACGGCCGACGGGGCGGCGGGCGUGUCGAUCUACGCGCCGGGUGCGGCGAUCACGUCUAUCUGCCAGUACGCGCUGCAGUCGAAGCAGCUGAUGAACGGCACGUCGAUGAGCAGCCCGAACGCCGCGGGCGCCGUCGCACUCCUUGUGAGCGCAUGCAAGGCCGAGGGGAUCCCCGUGACGCCGUUCCGCGUGUUCCGUGCCAUCGAGGCGACGGGCGCCGACGUGGGCGACGCGCUCGGCGUGCGCUUCCUCGACGUCGAGAAGGCGUGGGCGUACCUGGUGGCACACCGCGACGACCCGUACGCGGACGCGGAGAUGCAGGUGCGCGUCACGCGCGCCGGCAAGCCGCUCGGCGCGUGCGACCAGCGCGGCGUGUACCUGCGCGGCGUCGAGGAGACGCACCGCCCGUCGCAGUACCACGUCACCGUCCAGCCGCGCUUCCGCGAUGGCGAGACACAGCGCGCCUUUGCGCUCGAGAUCCGCGCGGCGCUCCAUGCGAGUGCGCCGUGGGUCAAGGUGCCUGCGUUCCUCGCACUCGGCAGCCAGGGCCGCACGUUCGAGAUCCGCGUGGCGGCCGACGAGCUGCCGCCCGGCCUGCACAGUGCGCAGAUUGUCGGUGUCGACACGGAGCGUCCAGGCACCACAGUGUUCGCCGUGCCGAUCACCGUCGCCAAGCCUGUGGUCCCAACGAGGGCUACGCACAGCUUCCCCCGCCGGCGCCUGGCCUCGGGCGAGAUGCAGCGCACGUUUGUGCAUGUGCCGCAGGGCGCCACGUCCGCCGAGGUGCGCAUACGCAGCCGCGCGCACGAGGCGCGCGGCACGAGUGUGCGAUUCUGGCUGCACCUGCUGCAGGUGCCGCCGCAGCGCCGCCUGAGCCAGGUGGAGCACCAGUGGGUGCUGGCGCUGCACGAGGACGAGCCGGUGGUGAAGCAGGUGGCCGUGCACCCGGGGCAGACGCUCGAGGUGUGUGCGGCGCAGUUCUGGUCGAACAAGGCAGGGUUUGAGCUGGACAUGGAGCUUGAGUUCCACGGCCUGCAGGUGCCUGCCGUGAUUACCGCGCACAGCAGCGCCGGCUGGCACCGCGUCGACGUGGCGAACGUCCUGCGCCUCGAGGAGUGCAAGCCCCAAGCGACGCUCGAGACGCGCCGCACGUACGUGCGUCCCACCAAGCACACGGUGCGGCCGCGCCUCGAGGCGCGCGACCAGCAGCCGUCGGGGCACGCCCUGCUCGAGCUGGUGGCGGAGUACCCGGUGGUCGUGAAGGAGGCGGCGUCGCUCACGUGGCGCGUGCCGAUCAGUGGCUACGUGUACGACGCAAGUGUGACGCUGCUCACGCAGCUGCUCGACAAGAGCCACGCACAGGUGGCCUUCGGCGACGUGUACCCGAAAGCCGUAUCGCUGCGCCCCGGCGAGUACGUGCUGCGCGUCCAGGCGCUGCACGAGUCGGCGGCCGUGCUCGAAAAGCUGCGGGACAUGCCCGUCGCGCUUGACCGGAAGCUCAAGAAGGAGAUCGCCCUCGAUGUGUACGCGGACCAUGUGGAUCUGUUCGGCGCGGCGCCGCCCCGCAAGGAUGGCAUCAAGCUGCUUCAGGGCGAGCGCACUGUGGUCGUACUGGAUACAAGCCUCGCAGGCGAGUCGUGGCCCGCCGAGGCGGCGCCUGGCGAUGUGCUGCUCGGCACGCUCGCCUUCAGCACGCACACCAAAGUGCCGCUCAACGUCGUCGUUGGCCCUGCGCCGCCCACCAAGCCGUCCGAGGGAGGCGCGUCGGAGCCGACGCCGCUGCCCGCGCAGCUUGCGGCGCUCGUACCGAAGGUACCGAGCGCGGACAAGGACGCGCUCGUUGCGCGUCUCGUACACGAGUACCCCGACGACCUCGCGGUGCGUCUCGCCGCUCUGGACGCCGCGCAGGGCGAUGCGAAGCGCACGCUCGAGGCAGCGCAAGGCGUGUGUGGUUGCAUCGACGAGACGGCGCUGCGCCUGUGGUUCGGCGCGCAGCGCCCGCCCGCGUCCGAGCAGUCGACCGACGAAAAGAAGCGUGCCAAGGAGAUGAGUGCCCAGAAGAAGGCACUCGCCAAGGCGCUCACGCGCCAGGCGCAGGCGCACGCCGAGCUGGGCGACCGCACGGCGAGCGUCGAGGCCACUCUGCAUGCGCGCCAGUGGGUCGACGGCAGCGAUGCGACCAAGACCGCGCUGACGAACCUGCUCAUUGAGUGGCACCGCGAGCACCACCGGUACGGCCAGGCGCUCCAGGCCGUGCGCCAGCAGAUCGAGCAGCUCGGCCACGGCACGUCCGAGUCGCUCGCGGAUCUCCACAGGGCGCAGGACCUCGAGAAGGCGCUGCUCGCACAGCUCGAGUGGGACGUAUGGCACCACUAUGCCGAGCGCUGGCUAUGGCUCCGACGCCCCAAGGCACCCGAGCCUUUCUAG